CCUGUCGUACACCAGGACAGGACACUCGACCGAACCGGGAUGAGGACGAAACCUCUGAAAAAUUAUGACAUGAUGUUCCAAUAUAGGAAACAACUUUAAAAUAACUCGGUGAUUUUUAAAAUGGAAAACUACACGGGAAUGACGUCGGUGCAACCUAUUUCCCGAUCUUUCCGGGACCGUGACGCAUUACCGGAAGUACUGCCGCUAAAAGUGGACGAUAUCUCCAAAAAACUGGAAUAUUUCUGCUAAAACAGCUGGGGUUUCUCUCUGAGUCCUGUGUCCGUGGAUGGAAGUGGAGACAGCGGCUGAGAUGGGUCCUGAGAGAGUCUUGCCAAGCUCGGAGGAUGACCUGGGAGAGGAGCGGCCGUCUGACGGAGCGGCGCCCGGGGCUGGAGGGGAGUGGAGCGGAGAGGACAUGGCGGAGGAUGACGGGGAGGGAGACAUGGAAGAGGAUGAUGGCGUGAAUGACAAUGGAGGGUAUUACUACCAGCCCCUCAACCAAGAGCCAGAUGGCCAGAACGGCAUGCCGGCAGAGCAAGCAGAGGAGACGGGAUCUCAUGCCGAGCAGCUACAGGAGGUUCAGGAGAGGAUUGAGGCAAUGGGUCUCUACCUGCCUCAGGCUCCGCCUCCAGACAGUGAUGAGGAGGAGGACCCAGAUGCGGCAGCCGCCGAGCGGAGCCACGCCUCCAUUCCCAUGGACCCAGAUCAUGUGGAACUGGUGAAGAGGACCAUGGCCAGCGUGGCGCUGCCCUCUUUGGGGAUCCCGCCAUGGGCACAGGAUCUGUCUGAUGACCAGUGGAGAGACAUGGUCCAACACACUCUGGAGAACCGCCAGAGCGCCGCCGGGCUCCGAGUGCUCCGCAAAACAGCCAGGAACUGAACUCUGAUCCAACAUUUCACCCCCACAGCCUGCCUUUAAAAGGAAUACACACUCUUACAGAAAAAUGCUACAACCUCAUAUAUUGUGUGGAAUGACAGACUGUAAAGCUUAUCACAUCCAUUAAAGGAUAAAAUUUUAAUUUAUGAGUGAUUAGAAUCAGCGCUGUCAAUCUAACACUAUGCAUUCAGGUAGGUGUAGCUUAACUCGGUUUGACUAAGAGGUCAAACAACUGAAGUGAUCAAAACAUGAUUGAGAUGGUUUAAUGAAAAUAGUAAUGAACUCUGUUGAGAUGAAAACCCAUCUCAGCUUAAACAACAAAUAAUCCAACACUUGUCAUUAAGAACUGCUCUUCAUGCGCUCUUACUGUUCCACUGUUCAGAUCAUAUCAGACCUGCCAGAUUUUCUCUAGUCAUUUGAGUCCUGAGGUGACCAGUGUUUUCAGGAUUUAAUCUAGAGCCAGAAAAAUCUAACAUGCUUGGCCAUUUGCCAUGUCUACAGUGGCUCUAUAUCAAAUCAACAUUACACCAGCUGAUUUCCCUUGCUUGUCCUGUCCGCUCUGGUUGAAAGUGUGUUAAUGAGUGUAAUCAGCUGUGAGUUGGAAUGGGAAGCUGCAUACAAACAGCUUUUUAUGGUAAUGACUCAGAACCACUCAAUGAUAAUGGUACUGUUCAUUAAACAGCCAGCAUGCUUAACUGUUGCUAUGUAGCGUAAGUACUGUGAUUGAUAGUAAACACAGGUAACAACCCUAUUCUCCAACACAACUGGAAGUUGAUGAGGCAGUGUAUUCCUUUUAAAUGCCACCACCCCAGCCCCAAUCCAAUUUCACCAGGGGUGUCUGUGUGUGAUUUCCAACAGUCACGGUCUAAAGCUCGUCAUCGUCCCAUUCUGAACUGAUGGAUGGACAUGACCUUGGGUUUAAAGAUGGCUUGGUAUACCAUGGCUCUGGUGGUUUAAAUUUCCCCAAACACUGAAUCAUUCCACAGACUGAUGUCUCAGCAGUGAGCCUGGCCUCUCUGCUAAGACUCCUUAAUUCCUUUGACUCUGGACAGGAGUGAGAGUCACUGGGGAAAAGAUGACUAGGAGACCAUCUGAUGUUUAACUCUGCUGUCCAUCUCAUCCCUCUGACUUGUACACAGGAAAAAAACAGUCUGGCUGAGCCUGUGGACAGACAGGAGACCAGGUGUAGACCUCAGGGUUUAACACGAUCUAAUUCACUCAUCCCGUUGCAUCACAAAGCCUUCCAUCCAUUUUGUGUCAUCCUGAUUUUCUCCAAGUUUGAUCGGUCUGUUUGAUUGUGUAUAUAUUUGUGACCAUCAUCAUGACACACACAUCAACUGUAUUUUGGUCUUUUUAUUUUGUUCUGUACAUACAUGAACAUCUGUACAAAAUGUGACUUUCAUAUUAUGUAAUGUCUACCUAAUUAAAGUACAACAUAUGUACAUAAUGAGUGGGAGAGGACCUUUACAUUAGUGGAAGGGCUGGGUGGGACGGGCAUGUGUCUGUGGCCACUGGACAAAAAGGACAUCUGUUGAAAUGCCAUUCAGCUGACUGUGUGUGUAUAUACAUGUUUAAUUAUCCUAAUGUGGAUCAAAUGUUCUCAUUAGGAUAGAAAAACCAGAAACCACCUACCUUGUGUGGACAUUUUAGAGGUCCUCACAAGUAAAAGAGUCUAUUUUAGGGUUAGGACUUGGUUUUAGGGUUAAGGUUAGAAUUAGGGUUAGGCAUGUAGUUUGCAUGGUUAAGGUUAGGGUUAAGGGCUAGGAAAUGAAUGUAGUCAAUGAGGGGUCCUCAUAUGGAUAGUGAAACGUGUGUGUGUGUGUGUGUGUGUGUGUGUGUGUGUGUGUGUGUGUGUGUGUGUGUGUUGCUCUUGGAUACUUUGGAAUGGCAACAGUAAAUUAAGCUUUAGCCACAAGCAGGGGCAGGGUCUGUGAUGAGGUCACUUGAAGAAUGUUCAUAUCUGAUCAGAGAGAGAAACUGGUGAAUAAUGUAAAGCGUGAGUCACUGAGCAGCUCAGACAACAUGAUGUAUUUUUCUUUGAAGGCAAUGACGCUUGUGAAAGACAGAUCAGACUUGAAUGGUUUCUAAUCUAAAGCAACAGGAGCUCUGGAGUCCAUUUUGUCCAGCGGCCUGUCCCCAUUGUUGGAAUACUCAUUGAUUGACAGCAAAGCUUGGAGGGACAUGCCUAUAAGACAGAGCAGAGGACAAUGUGCACCAUGUGGGAGCCAAUAAACCAAUGACAACAAAAAACCCAAGGGGCCAGUGAGGACAUAUCUCUGGGCCAACCUACAUGUAGUAUAUGCUACACAAUGAUUUGCAACAAUAAUCACAGGCAAACAUUCUAUUUUUCUUUGUAAAAUGUGCCCGAAUGAUAAAACAAGUUCUCUCUUCAUUUCUUCAUCCUCUCUUUAGAUUCCUAUAAGGAUUGUUUUGUUUUUUUUGCACAGCCAUGCAUGUCCACCCCACUAACCAAUAUUGCUUAGGUGUUGGAAAAUGAAGGAGACCAGUUCAGUCAAACAGAGACAACAGGAUAUAGAAGUUUAGUUUGUACAACAAAAAGAAGCCAGAUGAAAGAUAACCUGAUGACGUCAACAGGUUGAAGGAGCAGGAAAAAGAAUCAGGAGCUAGUAACCAAACUGAAAACUACCUCUGUAACUCCUGCAUCUAUUAAAAUGUCUCCGGGCUAGAGGAAUACUCUGAAUACAUUUCUAGAGGCUUCUAUGACUGAUAGAGUCCUGGUGUGUUUGAGCAGUCCUACAGCUCUGUUCAACAGAGGCAGUACAGGCUACAGAGAAGAUCCACAACAUUCAGUUUUGAAGUCUUUGAGCACCUCAAGUGGACUAGUGUUAUUUUACAAACAAAAAAUGAUCUUUUCUCUGCUAGA
This is a messenger RNA of Lampris incognitus (smalleye Pacific opah), 3761 nucleotides long. It is a transcript of the gene mea1, whose product is annotated as male-enhanced antigen 1. NCBI's taxonomy places the organism in Eukaryota, Metazoa, Chordata, Actinopteri, Lampriformes, Lampridae. Gene Ontology annotation, biological process: spermatogenesis. The transcript has 4 exons. The record is from RefSeq and is a predicted model, not a curated record. Bases 287 to 880 code for a protein of 197 amino acids.